Molecule: messenger RNA, 1417 nt
Organism: Siniperca chuatsi (mandarin fish)
Lineage: Eukaryota; Metazoa; Chordata; Actinopteri; Centrarchiformes; Sinipercidae
Gene: smn1
Product: survival of motor neuron 1, telomeric
Exons: 8
Coding region: 232-1083 (283 amino acids)
Biological process (GO): mRNA processing
Cellular component (GO): cytoplasm; nucleus
Molecular function (GO): RNA binding
Source: RefSeq, a predicted model, not a curated record
AACAAAGAUUAUAAUCUCCGGUGCUGCCUGGUUGGGGAAAAUAACAGUAAUUUCGACAAUAAUACACAACAAUCUGUUUUGUUUGUGGGUCUUGGGGAAGUCGACAACUAGCUCCCGUCGUUGCCAAGCCAACGAUUUCGUCGCAAGAUAUAUGCGUCACCAUUUCCGACGCACGUUGCUGGUUAGUUGUUUAGCAAUUAGCAGUUAGCAGUGGAAUCUGUACAUCUUCACAUGGCGAAUGGAUGCAAAGACGUGUUGUUUACUCGCGGAGCUGGACAGAGUGACGAUUCGGAUAUAUGGGAUGACACAGCACUGAUAAAGGCUUAUGACAAGGCAGUUUCAUCAUUCAAGUCUGCCCUUAAGGGUGAAGAUGAGCCGCAAGCCUCCAAGAUAAACCAUCCAGGAAAAAAGCGCAAGAACAACAAAAAAAACCAGAGCAGGAAAAGAACCAAUGCACCACCAGAUAAAGAGUGGCAAGUUGGGGACUCGUGCACUGCGUAUUGGUCAGAGGAUGGCCAGCUCUAUGCAGCCACCAUAUCCUCCAUAGAUGAGAAGAGGGGCACUUGUAUAGUUGUUUACACAGGAUAUGGCAACGAGGAGGAGCAGAACCUUGAAGACUUGCUUUUAGAGAUUUCUGAAGGUGAUGAGGAAACAAAUACCAAGGUAAAUGAGGCAGAAUCGUCAACAGAGGAGAGUGACAGGUCAACCACACCAAACCAACACAAACAACAGCCACACAGUAAACCCCAAAAAUCCAAGGCCCACAAAGAACCUCCUCCUAUGUGGGCUCCUGGUUUCCCUGGGUUUCCUCCAGGCCCACCUCCUAUGCAUGCUUUCAGACAGGGGGGAAGCAAAAGACCUGGUGGUCAUGGGCCUGUACCUCCUUCCUGGCCUCCCAUGAUGCCUUUUGGUCCACCAAUGAUCCCUCCACCACCACUGAUGAGUCCUGACAUGGUGGAUGAUGAGGCCUUGGGCAGCGUGCUCAUCUCCUGGUACAUGAGUGGAUAUCACACAGGAUACUACUUGGGGUUGAAACAAGGACGCAAAGAAGCUGCCAACUGGACAAAACUGCACCACAAAUGAAAUGAGCAAGUCAAGAUUUCAGAGUUUCAGUUACUCAGGGUGUCACCCAGAGCAGCAGCCACCCUCCCUGUUGUGCCUGAUGUGUGUCCUCCCUGAUUCAAAAGGAAAUUUAAUAAAUUAAGUGUACGUGGUGUGAACAGAACAUUCAUCAGUGUUCAAGGCUGGGAGUUUUGUAUUCUUUGUAAAUAGAUUAAAUAAAGGCUAUCAGAGCACAGUUGAUGAUCACUCACUCAAUAUUUGGUGUUUAUUGCACUGUUGCAUUGGCGCACUAUUGUGAAAUGAAAAUGUAUUGGAAAGUAGAUGUGUGCAAUUACAGCCACCUUUUUCAACCAGA